AGGUGAGAUAAUAACCCCGUAAAGCCACAUCCCCAAAUUUUCGUGAUUUUACCUUGUUCCCAUACCUCAACGCUUCCUUAAAUCACUUAUCACAUUUUCGUUUCCCAGAUCUACAAAUUUGUGUGUCUAUAUUCAGGCCAUAGUACGCUCCCUUCUCCUUCAUUAUGGAUUGUCGGGUCCGCAAAAUCGACCUAACGACCCAACAACUUGGAAAACAAGGUCAACACCAUUAACAACCAAACAUCCUUUACGCGCAACCCACGCAUUGACGAUGAACGAGUGUCUAUACGUGACCUGAAUAUGGACGACGGGCCGGCGUGUGGCUAUGCAGCCCCUAGCACGCCGAUGCCAACUUAUCCAGGCGACAACGAUUCGAGCAGACGAUCAGCACACGGUAGUAACCAGUGGCUUUGGAGCGCGGGGGCGCGAGGCUUGCAUAUAUCUGCAUACCUACCUACAUAUAUCCACCUACGCACGCAGCUCAACCCAACCCUCGUUACUCUGCGCCGUAGCCCCGCACGAUGGCAACCGACACGGCGCGCCUCCCGCUCUAGAUCCGGGAGACGGGCGGCGUUCCGCUAACUGCACACACCUCGGUGGCCGAGCGCGCGUUACUGGUGGCGGGGAGCGGGCGCACCCUAGCGCUGUGCGGCGCGGUCGGAGCAGCGGCGGAACCACGGGGCGACGGUGCUCGGCACGCCGGCCGCCGCAAGCCCGGCCUCUUCUACCCCACCUAGGACGUCGACCCCCUACGCGACCGCGCCGGCCUCCGGUGUGCCGCUGCCCGCGUUUACGUCGCCGCCGACCCGCUGUGCCCGGGGUACGGGGAGGCGCUGCUCGGGCCGGACGUGGUCUAGUUCGGGGGGCCGCCGGACGAAGCGAUGCUGUUGCGGGCCCGGCCGACGUGAUGCUGCUGGCCAGGACGACGGCAGCCGUGCAGCCCGCUGUCAACUUCGUGCGCUAGGCCCAGCGCGCCGGCGCCGUCCUCGUCGUCGCCAACCCCGACCCGGGGGGCUCGCCGCGGCCUGUGCAAGAGGAACUUCUU
Molecule: messenger RNA, 1045 nt
Organism: Durotheca rogersii
Lineage: Eukaryota; Fungi; Ascomycota; Sordariomycetes; Xylariales; Xylariaceae
Exons: 2
Coding region: 326-964 (212 amino acids)
Source: RefSeq, a predicted model, not a curated record